Molecule: messenger RNA, 2642 nt
Organism: Linum tenue
Lineage: Eukaryota; Viridiplantae; Streptophyta; Magnoliopsida; Malpighiales; Linaceae
Source: the annotation of a GenBank genome assembly
ACGGUCCAGAUCUUGCCCAUCAUCUUUCCGGGCAGAUCUCCUUGCCUUUAAGAACGAGGCUGCCCUUCCUAUCCUCUUCGCUCUUAUCAGGGAAAAGAUCCCCAAUUCCCAAUCUUCUCCCUCGUUCCCCCUUUCCCCCGAAACCCUAGUUGGUUCGGUCUCUCUCUCUCUAUCUCUCUCUCUCUGUCUCUCUUGGUCGAUCUAUCCUCCCGGCGGGAUUGUUCCCUCCGACCUACACCUUUCAACCUAGGAGGCGCGUGGCGUUCACGCUCAAUGUGAUCCAUGUGUUCUUGGUCACCUGAAUUGGGAGACCUCCGCCGCCGGGGCUGUCCCGGGACUCUACCGGACUCAUGGCGUCAGCUCUGCUAGCUAAUCGGAACGAACCCAACUGGAUUCAGCCACAGCCGGCCGGCGGUGCGAAACCUAUGGGCAAAUAUCCUUUCUCUAAUUCUAACAACCCUAACCCUAAAUUCUCAAAGAAGCGGCACCUUCAGGCUCUACCCUUGGCAGAUCUAGAUGAAUCUCCGGCGUUUGCGCAGUCUGCUGCUUCUGACGACGCUUCUUCGAUAAAUCGGAGACCUGUUGAUUUGAACACGGGGGGAUACGUUACUUUCAACAUCUCUUCCUAUACGAAGAAGGAGCUGUUGGAGCUGAAGGAUCGAUUGGUGGGUGAGCUGGAGCAGAUUCGUCAAUUUAAGAGCCGGAUCGACCUGUCGACUGACUAUCAGAUCAGAUCCAGCUCAAAUUUCCACAACAAGAAACUAGUUGGUGGCCCAAACAACAAGAAGAUAUUGGGAAACAAGAGGCCUUUCUCUGCUACCAAUUCGAGUUUUGGGGUUCAAGAUUUCAAGAGAUCGCAACACCCAGAUAACUCGCAAUUGAUGAAGAAUUGCGGCCAGAUCCUGUCCAAAUUGAUGAAGCACAAGUUCGGACAUAUCUUCAAUGUUCCGGUGGACGUUGUUGGAAUGCAGCUUCACGAUUACCUCGACAUAAUAAAAGUUCCCAUGGAUCUGGGUACGGUGAGAAAGAAGUUGAGGAAAAACCUCUAUGACUCGCCGCCGGAUUUUGCUGCAGAUGUGAGACUGACCUUCAACAAUGCGAUGAGGUACAAUCCUAAAGGUCACGAUGUACAUAAUAUUGCUGGUCAGUUACUUGACAGAUUUGAAGAGUUGUUCAGACCCAUCAAGGACUCGCUUGUUGAUGAAGAGAUCCAGGAAGAGGAAGAGCACGUGCAAGAAGUGCAAGCGAGUUCAUGGGAUCACAACCACCGGGGAUUGGUGGAGACGCAAAGAGUAUCGAAAGACCAAGGGGUUGUGAUGCAAGAGAUGGUCAAGUCCGAGCAAAUUGGGAACUUUGUGGCUCCUCAAGCUUCUAGUUUGAGCCAAAACCCUAACCCUCAGUCGACUUCACAGUUGCCUGUCAGGACUCCAUCACCACGGCGGGUUCCACCAGUGAAGCCUGUAAAGCUUCCGAAGCCAAAGGCGAAAGACCCUAAUAAGAGGGCGAUGAACCUGGAAGAGAAACAUAAAUUGGGCGUAGGAUUGCAGAAUUUGCCUCAGGAGAAGAUGGAGCAAGUUGUGCAAAUAAUAAAGAGGAGGAAUGGCAAUUUGAGGCAAGAUGGGGAUGAGAUUGAGCUUGACAUUGAAGCAGUUGAUACAGAGACUCUGUGGGAGCUUGAUCGAUUUGUGACCAAUUACAAGAAAAUGGCGAGCAAGCAGAGGCGUCAAGCAUUAAUGGGUGUCAAUAUUGGGGCUCCUGCAACGAGUGAAGGCAACAAGGAUUUGCCUGGUAUUGAGAGAAUGGACAUUGUAAAUGAGGUGAAGAAGCCAAAGAAAGGUGAUGCAGGCGAGGAAGAUGUGGAUAUAGGGGAUGAAAUGCCAAUGAGCAGCUUUCCGCCGGUGGAGAUUGAGAAGGACAAUGGGCGUGCAAGUAGCAGUUCUGGUAGCUCCAGUAGUUCCAGCGACGAUUCUUCUUCCUCCAGUGAUUCCGACUCGGGGAGCUCUUCCGGGAGUGAUUCAGAGGAUGCACACUCAUAGUGGCACUAACCCAAUGUGGAUGAGAAUUCGGGAUCACAGGUUCCUCGAGGCAGGGGCACGGGGUGUGGAAGAUCCUGGAGCUGCCGCCUUGCACAUUGAUGAAUGAAAGAAGCGAGGUUUGUAGGAGCGGUGGGUGGAACAAAUUUAAGCUGGGCACGCUAAAGGAAGGUGGAUCAAUACUUGUGUGUAUGAAGGGAGGUCGAGCUGCUAGCAAAAGGGAAACGGAGGCGGAAGCUAAAAGUAGCAGUGGCUGGCUGGUUUAAGUUAAAAGGGUAGGAAGAAUAGAGUGAGAAGGUUCUGUUUCUGUGUUUUUUGUCCCCUUCUUUUUCUUGUAGUUGGUAGAGUAAGGAGAAAUAGUAGUGGUGGUGAUGAUUGGGUGUUUGGCUAGAGCGUGGGAGAUAGGGGACUGACUUAGUUCAGAAUUACGGUUUGUACUCGUUACUGCAACACUUGGAAUACAAAUUAACCCGCAGUUAGCUUGUUGCAACAGAGUGCCUGUUGAUUAUCCAUUUUGGGUGUGUUGAAGGGUAUAAAAAGAUUAACGGAGGGAGAGCGGCAGUGCUAUCGCCUAUCGCUAUGCAAUGUUAAUGAUUAAUGCUAGCUAGU